Molecule: messenger RNA, 1513 nt
Organism: Oncorhynchus masou masou (cherry salmon)
Lineage: Eukaryota; Metazoa; Chordata; Actinopteri; Salmoniformes; Salmonidae
Product: RAD50-interacting protein 1-like
Exons: 9
Biological process (GO): endoplasmic reticulum to Golgi vesicle-mediated transport; regulation of ER to Golgi vesicle-mediated transport; retrograde vesicle-mediated transport, Golgi to endoplasmic reticulum
Cellular component (GO): Dsl1/NZR complex
Source: RefSeq, a predicted model, not a curated record
AUGCUUGUGUUUCUAGCUCCAACAAGGUGGUGUAUAGACGGUGACGGCUGUGUUCGGUGCUGUGUUUACAUCUGCGUGCUGUUGACGUGGAAGAGACACAGAAGAAAGAUGGCGGCGCCCUCUGCAGAGCAGCAAAACGGCCAAAGUGAUGAAUCUGAUCUACAAAGCCCUAUAUCGACAAAUGAUGAAGACUCCGAAACAGGAUCGGGGGAGGGAGUUCUCCCCGUCUACCUUGUCGACUUGAUAGAAAAAGAAAUCGGAGUGGAUCUGAAGUCGCUGAAGAAAGUUAGCGCGCUCCUGGAGAAACUGACAGCGGAAACCAAGUUGCUGGAGGAGCAGGUUCUGACGGUGUCCAGUUCGGUGCCGCUGCGGGUGUCAGCAGCGCUGUCUGCUGCCGAGGAGUCCCGUGUGUCUCUGGAAGGUUUGCUCCAGCGGGAGAGGGUCCUGUCCAACACCCUGAUACAGCACCUGCAGGGCGCCCAGCCCUGGGCAGACAGUCUGGGACGGACCCUGGAACAGCUGGACAACACAGAGAAACACAUGAAAUACCUGCAGUUUGUUCCGCCCACUGUCGUUCUCUCCUCCCACAGUGACAGCAUCCAGCAGUGUCUGAUCACCAACAGUAUAUGGGAGGCAGUGGUGGCGGUGGGCAGCAUGGCCCGUCUAGAUGUGGGCCUAAAGCAGUCUGGCUGCUCUCAUCUCCAGGCCUUCCUCAGAGAGACACUAUGCUUCUGGCACAAGAUCAUUAAGGACAGACUGGCUGGUGAUUUUGAGGAGUUGCUGAUCCAGCUCCACUGGCCGUUCAUCUCUCCUCCCACCCAGUCUCUCUCCCCCCCUGCCAACGCUCAGGAGCUCCACAGCCAGCUGGAGCUACUGGUGGCCCAGCUCCUGUCUCUACAGACCUCUGAUGAUCUCAUAUCAGAGAAGCCAACCUCUGUGUCCCGUGUAGGGUUGCCCCCGACGACACCCCUGUCUCUUCCUGUCCAGAUCAUGUUGCUUCCUCUGAGCAAGAGGUUUCGAUACCACUUCACUGGAAACCGUCAGACCAAUUCACUCAACAAGCCUGAGUGGUUCCUGACCCAGGUCCUGAUGUGGAUGGGUAACAGCUCCAACUUCAUGGAGGAGAAGAUCCAGCCCAUUCUGGACAGGAAUGGAGCUGACGUCAACGCCAAGGUGGAGCUGUGUCGCGGUCUACUCACCCUGGCCCAGGAGAAAUUAGCGUUGGAUGCUCCACGGCUGCUCUACGACGACUCUCUCUUCUGCCACCUGGUGGAUGAGAUCCUGCAGUUUGAGAGGGAGCUGCGCACCACCCACUCCUACCCCAGCACCCUGCCCGGAGUGCUGCAUGUACUGCUGGAGAGGUCGUGCUGCAGAAUGGCGAUAGAGAAGGUGGAUGCCAUGCUGUCUGCUGAGGGGGCUUGGAGCUCCCAGUACAAAGACAUCAGUGACAUGGACGAACUCAAGGCUCCAGACUGCGCUGAGACCUUCAUGACCUUACUGCUGGUCAUCACUG